CUGAGCGCGACUGCACUCGAAGGGCGUGAGGACAUUGUGAGGAUGCUUCUGGAAGCAAAAGCAAUUACUGAUGAAAGGGAUCAAAGCGAAAAUGGAACGGCACUACAUUGGGCUGUCGAGGGUGGUCAUCUAAACAUAGUCAAACUCCUCUUGGAUGAAGGGCAUGCAGAUAUUAAUGCGGAGAGUCUCAAUCAUGGCACUCCGCUUAGCUGGGCGGUGCAGAAGGAAUCCAUUGAUACCGCGCAGCUUCUUCUCGACAAAGGCGCAGAUGUUGGUGUCAAGAACCGGACUGGUUCAACGCCACUGCAUCUGGCGGCUCAGAGCGGACAUGAGGCUUUGGUCGAGCUUCUGCUUGACAUGGGUGCCGAUCCCUUAGAGACCGACAAAGAAGGGCGCACAGCGCUAAAACUAGCAGAAGAGAGAGGAAAUGGAGAUGCGGUCGAACUGCUC
This is a messenger RNA of Trichoderma virens Gv29-8, 450 nucleotides long. RefSeq lists its product as uncharacterized. The transcript has a single exon. Gene Ontology annotation, molecular function: protein binding. NCBI's taxonomy places the organism in Eukaryota, Fungi, Ascomycota, Sordariomycetes, Hypocreales, Hypocreaceae. The annotation marks the transcript as partial. The record is from RefSeq and is a predicted model, not a curated record.